Molecule: messenger RNA, 477 nt
Organism: Octopus bimaculoides (California two-spot octopus)
Lineage: Eukaryota; Metazoa; Mollusca; Cephalopoda; Octopoda; Octopodidae
Source: RefSeq, a predicted model, not a curated record
AUGAACCGACGUCAACAAAUCACUUUCCUCUUCAACUCGCCAUUCAUAAUCCUUCUACAAUGUGGAAGUGGUGGCAAUCAUGCCAUGAUAGAUGUAAGCAUGUUGUGUGCCUAUAACGAGGGUUACCAAUAUGUAAAAUCCCCGCUCAACUGCAACCAAUUCUACGACUGUCGAAGACAAGAAUAUACCUUCCGGAAGCUGUAUUCAUGUCUGGCUGACGAAAUAUUUGCACAACCAAUAGAAUUGUGCGUUAUCAAAGAUGAUGGGGCAAUAGAAGCUUAUUGUAAGAAGACCAUUGAUGUACGACUAACUAGGGAUGAGGAUUGCCUCCUCGUUAAUGGAUACAACAUCAAGAAAGACUUGAAAAACAUGUUUAUUCCUUGCGUGAUGGGAAAGGUUUUGGCUCACAAGUCCUGCAGCGGUGAUUCAGUGUUCGAUUUUGAGAAACAAAUAUGUAAAGAUGAGAGUCUUCAAUAA